CCAGGAGCUGUCCGGUGCUGUAAUGAGUCUGGGGAGGCUGUCAUUCCGGCACUAGACGCUCCGUAGAACAUACCAUCACUCCAACAUUAUUGAUAUUUUUUAUUGUGUCUUUGUAAGUAUUCCUUAUUAAUGGAAGGCUACUGUUUGCUUAUCUUUUACUGUACCUCCAGGAUAUUUCUAAUCUGAACUAAAAUGCAUGGUUUUUAUACCUAAUGAGCCAAUAUCAUAGCAUAAAAGUAACUACCUAUCCUUCGUUACUGUACUCUGGAAUAAUUGUUUCACCAAACUAAAUAAUGAUUCCAAAGGACUGGGUAGCUCUUGCGUGCUUUUUGCUGCGGGUGAAAACAUCUGCUGUGGUCAGAAAUAAAGACAUGCUGCCGUUUGGACCUUGCGCUUGACUUUGCUCAUGGAAGAAGAAAGAGUGGUGUGAAAAUAAUCACAAGAACCAACGGGAAUGACUUGCCCUUCUGUCAAACUCCUCACGGCCUUAUUUAUAUGUUUACUAGAGAUCAACAACUUCAGGAUGGUAGAUGCCACAGAGGCUGACUCCAGAGCGUCAGGGAGAGGAGCUUUCUCAUUUACCAUGUCUCCCUCUGAUUUCCUGGACAAGCUAAUGGGAAAAACAUCAGGAUAUGAUGCUCGAAUUAGACCGAACUUCAAAGGUCCCCCAGUAAAUGUCACGUGCAAUAUCUUCAUCAACAGCUUUGGCUCUGUAACUGAGACUACCAUGGACUACAGGGUCAACAUCUUCCUGCGGCAGCAGUGGAACGACCCGCGCUUGGCCUACAGCGAGUACCCAGACGAUUCCCUGGACCUGGAUCCCUCCAUGCUGGACUCCAUCUGGAAACCCGAUCUGUUCUUUGCCAAUGAGAAAGGAGCCAACUUCCAUGAUGUCACUACGGACAACAAACUGCUGAGAAUCUUCAAGGAUGGAAAUGUGCUGUACAGCAUCCGCCUGACGUUAACCCUGUCUUGUCCAAUGGACUUGAAGAACUUCCCAAUGGACGUGCAAACGUGUACCAUGCAGUUGGAGAGCUUCGGCUACACAAUGAAUGACUUGAUCUUCGAGUGGCUCCAGGAGGGCCCCCUACAGGUGGCAGAGGGACUCACCUUGCCACAGUUCAUCCUGAGGGAUGAGAAGGAGCUUGGGUACUGCACCAAGCACUACAACACAGGCAAGUUCACCUGCAUCGAGGUGAAGUUUCACCUGGAGAGGCAGAUGGGCUACUACCUGAUCCAGAUGUACAUCCCCAGCCUGCUCAUCGUCAUCCUGUCUUGGGUGUCCUUCUGGAUCAACAUGGACGCUGCGCCAGCCCGGGUGGCAUUGGGCAUCACCACGGUGCUCACCAUGACGACGCAGAGCUCAGGCUCUCGUGCCUCCCUGCCCAAGGUGUCCUACGUGAAGGCCAUUGACAUUUGGAUGGCCGUCUGUCUGCUCUUUGUGUUCGCUGCUCUCUUGGAGUAUGCGGGGGUUAACUUUGUCUCCCGGCAACAGAAGGAGUUCCUACGUUUGAGACGGACCCAGCGACGCAGUCACAAGCAGGAUGAUGACAUGGGGGGCAGUCAUCUCAGCUUUUCUAGUUAUGGCAUGGGCCACUGUCUCCAGAUAAAGGAUGGUACGGCCAUGAAGACACCCCCAUCAAACCAACUGGCCCCAGCAAAGACACCCAAAGACAAAGACAGCAUGAGGAGAAAGUUUGUAGAUCGGGCCAAGAGGAUCGACACCAUAUCCAGGGCGGCAUUUCCCCUGGCCUUCCUCAUUUUCAACAUCUUCUACUGGAUCACAUACAAGAUCAUCAGACACGAGAUCAUUCGCAAAGAGUAGCUGGGCUGUAGCUGGGUGGGACAUGCCAACCUGGCAAGCAGAUAUACAGAAUAACGUUCCAUGUGUGUCUUCAUAACCCCUCUUCUAUUUCUGGGACAUGUAAGGGUGAAGAACACAUUUAACGCAUCAUGGUGUUGGGUUUCUGCAAUGGGUUGGCACUGCAUCCUGGGUUAUUCCCUGUCUUGCACCUGUAGCUUCCACAACAGGCUCUCGACCUCAUGACCCUGCAUGGGACAAGCAGACAUAUAAAAUGGAUGGAUGAUGUUU
Messenger RNA from Brienomyrus brachyistius, 2092 nucleotides. It is a transcript of the gene glra2, whose product is annotated as glycine receptor, alpha 2. Gene Ontology annotation, biological process: nervous system process; regulation of membrane potential; chemical synaptic transmission. Bases 455 to 1825 code for a protein of 456 amino acids. NCBI's taxonomy places the organism in Eukaryota, Metazoa, Chordata, Actinopteri, Osteoglossiformes, Mormyridae. Gene Ontology annotation, cellular component: neuron projection; plasma membrane; synapse. Gene Ontology annotation, molecular function: chloride channel activity; transmitter-gated monoatomic ion channel activity; transmembrane signaling receptor activity. The transcript has 9 exons. The record is from RefSeq and is a predicted model, not a curated record.